GAUCUUAUCUGCCAUUCUUCUUCUUCUUCUUCUUCUUUCUUCCUUGAGCCAUGGCAGCUCUCUCAGAAUUCUUCUCCCAUCUUUACACCAUGACCAUCGUCUUCUUCACUCUCCUCGUUAUCGAAACCCUAGUCCUUCUCCGCUCUGCCACCGCCACCGUCUGCAAGACCAAGAAGCGCUUCGUCACCACCACACAAUACCUCAAACUCAUCGAAGAGCUAAACCCCACUACCAGUUACCACAAGAACCACCACCAGCUCAUCGACGAAGCUACCCCCGCUGUGGAAUGCCUCGUUUGUUUGUCCGACUUCGAAGACGGAGAUAAGGUCAGAAAACUCAAUUGCAACCACACAUUCCAUAAGGACUGUCUGGACAAAUGGUUGCAGCAAUAUUUGGCGACGUGCCCCCUCUGCCGAACCAAGGUUUUGCCGGACGAAGUGGUGGCCGAUUUCCACGGGCAGCUGCAGAAUCAAAACCAGAUGGAGUUUGAUGGUAGUGAUGAAGAAAUGGUCUUUCUGUUAUCAGCAUUACAUGGUAAUAUUUUAUACAGAUUUUUCUGAUGAUUUUGUAUUAGCCUAUUAGGGGCCUUUGUUUUCCUUUUUUUUUUCUUUUUUUUUUUUGGAUUUAGUGCAUAGUUUAUUUAAAGAAUAUAUUUUAUAUCUAUUAUAAAAUUAAAUGAGACGAAUUUCGAAGAUGUGGGCUGUAAUUAACACAGUUAAGUAAUUAAUUAUUAAUUUAUUAACAAGUGAAGAAUAUUAAUUUAGAGAAAAUGGAAUUGAAGUGGAGAGAUUAUUUCAAUAGAGGUUGUGCAGUAUCUGAGGAAGGCGAUGAUGACUAUGGUGAGAAUGGUGGGGACAGAUCGAGAAUUUAAGAUGUGUGGAGUGUGAGGUGACAGGGUUAUGAAAAUGGGGCGGUUAACGUGUGGAAAGAAGUGGAAAUAAAAAUUUUGUUGCGUGUGGGGCUGCCGCGGAUGGAAGAAAAUUAUUUGUUUUUUGUUUUUUUAUGGGAUCAAAUUAUAGGUAUAUAUUUUAAAUUAUAUAAUUAGAUAUAAAAAUAAUUAAUUAUUAUAUAAUUAAAUAAUUUUAAAUUAAAAAUAAAAUAAUAUAUAAUUAUGUUAUAAUAAUAUAUUAUUUAUGCAUCUACAUAUUUUUAUAUUAAUAUUAUUAUAAGUGAAUAAAGUAAAAUUGUAGAGGUGAUACCUGUGAACAUUGAGUAAAUAAAUAGUAAAUUUUAGUUGGAAACUCUCCAUCUUUAUUGAUUGUAUGAAAAGUACAAGAUUGCUUUUGUGGUGAAGCAGAUUUUUCAUCAUUUAAUUAAUUUGGGUGGACAUACAUACUUAUUAGUAAGUUUGAAAAUCCACUCCAUUAUUAAUGUAAUUAUUUGUUGGCAUAUACCCCUAACUAAAAGGGGAAGCCUCACAUUAUUGAAUAGAAGAAGUAAAUGCAUUUAUUUAA
This is a messenger RNA of Mangifera indica (mango), 1454 nucleotides long. Its product is annotated as E3 ubiquitin-protein ligase RHA2B-like. Bases 51 to 560 code for a protein of 169 amino acids. The transcript has a single exon. The record is from RefSeq and is a predicted model, not a curated record. NCBI's taxonomy places the organism in Eukaryota, Viridiplantae, Streptophyta, Magnoliopsida, Sapindales, Anacardiaceae.